Molecule: messenger RNA, 420 nt
Organism: Pseudogymnoascus destructans
Lineage: Eukaryota; Fungi; Ascomycota; Leotiomycetes; Thelebolales; Thelebolaceae
Exons: 2
Coding region: 1-420 (139 amino acids)
Source: RefSeq, a predicted model, not a curated record
AUGAUCAACGGCUUCAUUGGCAGCUUUUUGCUACCGCUAAUAGACGCUUCCAACACAAGCGACAGCCUUCUAACGGCUGUCAACGCAAUAUUAGCCAAGGCCAUCAAGGGUUCUGAAGACAAAUUCCUGACUUCGGUGAAGGAGACUACGUUUGAUGAUUUCUGGUCCUGGUAUAAAGAUCGUAACGGGCCGUUGAACGCGGGUUUCGAUGGUAUCCUUGGCUCGCUGUUGCUGGAUCGGAAGUCGUUGACGGGAAACCGAACUGCGCUCAAGGAAGCGCUAAUUGUGGCUCCUGGAAAGGGGACCUUGUAUGUGCACACUGUUGUGUCAUUGUGGGAUCCCUUGGAUGCUGGGGAGGGAGAAGCAGCUGGAUCUGAACACCAAUGUGUACACCGAGUCGUUGAGAAAGAUUGGCCCUGA